AUGGCCCUACAGGCUCCGCUCGCGCAGCUUCCCAGCCUGUUCGCCAUUGGUCCCGAUGUCUUGACAACAUUACCCUCAUUUUUCACUUCGCCGCUGGCCACUCUGCGCCGUCAUCGUCUCGGGCGACGGCGGUCGGACGGAGAUAUAUCAACUGUUCGGCCAUCACAUUCAAUAACGACCAAGAGGGUUAAUAUGUCGAAUGAAUCGUCCAAGAUUGCCCUUCCUGAGUUCUUGUCCUCCGUUCCGAUCGACGCCCUCCGCUCGGACCCGCCCCAACUCACUCCUCCUCAGUCGCACCCUUGGGUUUCGAACAAGUUACGUACAACUACCUUACCGUAUCAAAACCCUCUUCAAGUCAUACGGCGGUCUAUCUCAACCAGUGUGCCGGUGGCCCCGGCCGUGCGAAUGGCCACCAGAGCGAACACGAGUCAUCCUCGAACCCCGUCUCCGAUGACCUCUCUUCUCUUCGGUCCUCCACGUAGAGGGGAUUUGCCUUUCCAGAACCAACGUCGGAACUUCUCCAGCACAUUCCAGCCGGCCUCCAACCAAAACCUGCUUGCACAUGCGGAGCGAACGGCCAACAACAAUCCCAACAGCCCUACGGCGCAAAAUGCUUUUUACGCGGCUCUUUUGCGAGCGAAUAUGCCCAAGAUUGUCAUCGAGCGAUACAAGUCUGGACGCUACGCCACUAGUCCGGCCGCCGAAGCAUCGUAUCUCAAGGCCUUGCAAAUGACGGGUUCAUUGGCGAAUGGGGCUGUGUCGCCGGACAGUGAGCUAAACCCUCAAAAACUGCAAGCGGUCGCGCAGUCCGUGGCUGCCCACCAAUAUGGCGGGCACAUGGUCAUGCCGGGAAACAAAUCCGGUACCGGCGCCAAGGAUUCACCAUUAUAUGUCGUCGUGGAAGAGUCAUGGGGAGCCACGGUGCUGAAGUGGGUCAAGACAUUUCUCUGGGUGGGCCUGGCGGGAUACUUCCUUCUGGUCAUCCUCACCAUGGUUGUUGAAUUCUCGGGGACCUUGAGGACCCGAGUGGGACAGAACAAUGAAGUCCAACCUCAACACCAGACGGUUCGUUUUAGUGACGUCCACGGUUGCGAUGAAGCCAAGGAAGAACUCCAAGAAUUGGUUGAAUUUUUGACCAAUCCCGAGAAAUUCAACCAAUUGGGGGGCAAACUUCCCAAAGGCGUCCUCUUAGUCGGCCCACCCGGCACGGGAAAGACGAUGCUUGCCCGCGCUGUCGCCGGCGAAGCGGGUGUCCCGGUCUUCUACAUGUCUGGUUCCGAGUUCGACGAGUUAUAUGUCGGCGUGGGUGCGAAGCGUGUCCGAGAUCUUUUUGCCCAGGCUCGGAACAAGGCCCCGUCCAUCAUCUUCAUUGACGAACUGGAUGCGGUGGGAGGCAAACGAAAUGCUCGUGAUCCCGCCUAUGCCAAGCAGACGCUGAACCAGUUGUUAACCGAGCUCGAUGGGUUCAGUCCGAGCACGGGGGUCAUUCUGAUCGGCGCGACCAACUAUCCCGAGUCUCUGGACAAAGCGCUCACUCGACCGGGACGAUUCGACCGACACGUCAACGUGCCUCUACCUGAUGUUCGAGGCCGCAUUGAGAUUUUGAAGCAUCAUAUGAAGAAUAUGCCCGUAGCCGCCGAUGUGGAUGUGACCAAUCUGGCCCGAGCUACCAGUGGGAUGUCGGGUGCCGAUCUCGCCAAUCUUUGCAACCAAGCAGCCGUGAAUGCGUCCCGGUUGAAGUACAAGAAGGUCAAUGCACAAAAUUUUGAAUGGGCCAAGGACAAGAUUAUGAUGGGUGCGGAGGCCAAAUCCCGGAUGAUUCGAGACAAAGACAAGAUCAUGACGGCUUACCAUGAAGCUGGUCACGCUUUGGUCAACCUGUACACCCCGAACAGCAGUCAAUUAUACAAGGUCACCAUUAUUCCCCGUGGCCAAGCGCUGGGUGUGACACAUUUCUUGCCGGAAAUGGACGCGGUGAGCCGGAGUUAUGACCAAAUGCUGGCUCAAAUUGACGUUUCAAUGGGUGGCCGAGCAGCAGAAGAACUGAUCUAUGGUCCCAACAAGGUGUCGAGCGGUAUUGCAGGUGACGUCCAAUCCGCCACGGCAACAGCGUGGCGCAUGGUGACCUCAUUCGGCUAUUCGCCUAAGCUUGGAAAUGUGGAUUUGGCGUCGGAUUAUGAACGGUUGUCGAGCGAAACGAAGCAGGAAAUUGAACACGAGGUUCGAGAAAUUGUCGAAGGAGGCCGACAGCGGGCCGAUCGAAUUGUCAAGGAGAAGCGAAAAGAGCUGGAAACGCUCAAAGACGCCCUCAUCGAAUUUGAAACACUCGAUCGAGAAGAAGUCCUGAGGAUUCUGAGAGGAGAAAAAUUGAAACGACUGGAAGUGGAACUUCGGGAGAAGGACGAAAAUGAUAAAGGAAGUGGCGGACCCCCCCAGCCUAAGAAGGAUAAAGAGACUGGACCCAAAGGAAAUGUUGGCAUCAAGCUUCCGGACGUGCUACUUCCAGGUGGAGCGGGUAGCCGAGGAGGUGAAAGGGAGAGUGCUUGA
Rhinocladiella mackenziei CBS 650.93 is the source of this 2547-nucleotide messenger RNA. RefSeq lists its product as uncharacterized. Gene Ontology annotation, cellular component: mitochondrial inner membrane. The transcript is spliced from 3 exons. Gene Ontology annotation, biological process: protein quality control for misfolded or incompletely synthesized proteins; mitochondrion organization. The record is from RefSeq and is a predicted model, not a curated record. Gene Ontology annotation, molecular function: ATP-dependent peptidase activity; ATP binding; metalloendopeptidase activity. Bases 1 to 2547 code for a protein of 848 amino acids. Lineage: Eukaryota; Fungi; Ascomycota; Eurotiomycetes; Chaetothyriales; Herpotrichiellaceae.